Molecule: messenger RNA, 620 nt
Organism: Puma concolor (puma)
Lineage: Eukaryota; Metazoa; Chordata; Mammalia; Carnivora; Felidae
Source: RefSeq, a predicted model, not a curated record
AUGAAGAAAGAAUCUCAUCCAAUAACGAUUUGUAUCUUGAUUGCAGGGAUAUCUGCCCCCGUUGUCUUUUUCGUAGACUAUGCCUCCAACUGCUUAUACAUGGAAGAGAUUGAAGGUUCAGUGACUGUUCGAGAUUAUAUUCAAUCCACUAUGGAGACCGAAAAAACUCCCCAAAGUCUCCUUGGCUUAGCCAAGACGGUUGGGCAGGUUUUGGCUCGAAUGCACGAUGAAGACCUGAUUCAUGGUGAUCUUACCACCUCGAACAUGCUGCUGAAACCCCCCGUGGGACAGCUGAACAUCGUGCUCAUAGACUUUGGGCUGAGUUUCAUUUCUGCACUUCCAGAAGAUAAAGGAGUCGACCUCUACGUGCUGGAGAAAGCCUUCCUCAGUACCCACCCCAAUACCGAGGCUGUGUUUGAAGCCUUUCUGAAGAGCUACUCCACCUUCUCCAAAAAGUCCAGGCCGGUGCUAAAAAAGUUAGAUGAAGUGCGCCUGAGAGGAAGAAAGAGGUCCAUGGUCGGGUAGAAGAGUCUGACAAGUACUGACGUGCUGGCCAUUUGCGUCAAAGGGAAUUUGAAGGAAGGCUCCGAAUAUGAGAUUAGACCUAAAUAAAGGCAUUG